Molecule: messenger RNA, 1557 nt
Organism: Formica exsecta
Lineage: Eukaryota; Metazoa; Arthropoda; Insecta; Hymenoptera; Formicidae
Product: DTW domain-containing protein 1
Exons: 4
Coding region: 270-1175 (301 amino acids)
Biological process (GO): tRNA modification
Cellular component (GO): nucleus
Molecular function (GO): tRNA-uridine aminocarboxypropyltransferase activity
Source: RefSeq, a predicted model, not a curated record
AUACAAUAUAUGUAAAAAAUUAUGAUUUUUAACACGCAUUAUAUUAAUAGAAAUAUUAUUCGAUAAAGGCGACACAAGAAAUAAAUACGACAAGUUUACAUUCGAUUUUGUAUCAAAUAAUUCGCCAUGUUUGUUAUGAAUUCACAAUGUCGUGACAUCUCGUCACGAUAAACAAGACUAGUUUAUUCAUGAAUGAUAUCGGGAUCGCUUUCACUAAACGCAAUGUUCCGUUAUUAUGAGUAAUCAACGCUAUUUCGAACUAUCAAAAUAUGGCAGAGUACAACGUCAAAAAUAGCAACACCGACAGAUUGUCAGAGUCCGAGAUGAAACAGAAAACGAUUGACAGGGCACCUUUUCGAAACUUGAAAAUUAGUGACUCCAGAAUAUUAAAUACGCUUGAGGGUAGAAGAAAGUGUGAACUCUGUUGUAAAUCGCGCAAGUUCUUCUGUUACACUUGUUGCGUGCCCGUCAUUGACAAUUCGUAUUUUCCAUGGGUGAAGCUGCCAAUUAAAAUCGACAUCAUUAAGCAUGCUCAUGAGAUAGACGGGAAGAGUACUGCUAUUCACGCUGCGAUACUUGCACCAGAGGAUGUAAAAAUCUAUACAUAUCCCGAUUUUCCAGAUAUAUCAGAUAAAGAGGAAACUGUUUUAAUCUUUCCUAGCAAAAGUGCGCAGACUGUAAGCGUAGAGGCUCUCUUUACAAAGAAGAAAGGGAAGAAUGAUACUUCAGCAAAUGGAACCGAGACUGUAUUUCCUAUAAAAAGGGCCAUUUUCAUCGACAGCACAUGGCAGCAAACCAAAGCAAUAUAUAAAGACCCAAGAUUGAGAGAACUACGUUGCGUCAUUUUAAAAUCGAGGAUCUCUCAAUUCUGGCGUUACCAAAAGAAAAGUCCAAGAUGGUACUUGGCGACGAUUGAAGCAAUUCAUCAAUUUUUAGUGGAGCUACACACGUGUGCUCUCAAAGCAGAAGAAUACCCUGAUAUACAUAGGUCUAUGUUGAAUGGAAAACAGGAAUCUAUAACUAAUAACAAGGAAACGGAAGAAUGUGGAGAAAUUAAUCAAAAGUAUCAUGGACAAUACGAUAAUCUUUUAUACUUUUUCAAGUAUAUGUAUGAUAAAAUUCACUCGAUAUACGAUCACGAUCAAUUAAAGGCUUAUAAAAGGCCACUCGCGUGAAACUAUUUUAUCUCUUAAUAAAUUCUUUUGCAUAGAAAAAAAUUACGUUUGGUCAAACAACUUUGCUUAUAUUAUUUCUACAGAUGAUUUACGAAAUUAAAACAUUGAGAAUAUUAUUCCUUUAUAAUUCGACAUUAAAAAUGUGAAAGAUACCGAACUAGACGUAAUUUUGUUACUUUUAUGUUAAGUCAUUCAAGAGAUUUUGGAGAUUAUUUCUUUUCUAAACAUAUAUAUACACGAUAAAAAAAAAAAUUACAUUUUUCAAAAGGAGAGAGAGAGAGGGAGAGAUACUUGAAAAUAUUUCAACUCUUUUUCGUGUCUCGAUUGCAUGGGAUACAAAUUAGUUAAUCUAAGUAAAUGUUUAUUCUGCACAGCAUUGUGA